AUGACGUCACGGAUUCCAGCGCUCAUCCUGCUGUUUCUCCCCCAAGUUUGCGGUUGGUCGUGGUCGAGGGACGCACACGGGUCCCGGAUAUGGUUCACCAACUCGGGCAACGUGUCCGUCGAUGGUGACCCGAGCAGGCUUCAGCUCUUCACAAAAGGUGUGAUCGUUGCGGAGGUUACUCGGAACGAGACGGACGAAAUCAUCGCGUGCCGCUUCACCGAGGUCAGAGAUGCGGAAGAGCGCAAGUGGCUGUACGGGAAGCUUGGCCGGAUCCCGAAAGCGGUAACCUUCGAUGAAAUGACUCAGAUCAUCGAGAAGUGUGGAGACAGUGUCGUGAGCACAAGUUAUUACCUACCGCGUUUCACAAACCCCGUAUUCCCUGGAACCAUGUGGUGCGGACCCGGAGACGCAGCCACAGACUAUGGAUCGUUGGGCUACUUUCCGGGACCAGAUGCUUGCUGUCGAAAUCACGACCUGUGCCCCAUCAGAUCUCUUCCCGGGGAAGCGAUAACUCCCAGAGGUCCCAAUAGAUUCACCCUAUCGGAUUGUAGAUGCGAUCAUGCUCUCAGAGCAUGUCUGACGAAAAACUCUGCGGAUGGUAAUAGCUACACGGCGAGCCUCCUGAAAAGGCUCGUGGAGAUGAGCCUGAGUUAUUGCCUUGCAGAAGAUGGAAACGUGGUCCAGCUCGGUUACUGA
Molecule: messenger RNA, 696 nt
Organism: Galendromus occidentalis (western predatory mite)
Lineage: Eukaryota; Metazoa; Arthropoda; Arachnida; Mesostigmata; Phytoseiidae
Exons: 1
Coding region: 1-696 (231 amino acids)
Biological process (GO): arachidonate secretion; phospholipid metabolic process
Molecular function (GO): A2-type glycerophospholipase activity
Source: RefSeq, a predicted model, not a curated record